This is a messenger RNA of Penicillium paradoxum, 477 nucleotides long. RefSeq lists its product as uncharacterized. Lineage: Eukaryota; Fungi; Ascomycota; Eurotiomycetes; Eurotiales; Aspergillaceae. Bases 1 to 477 code for a protein of 158 amino acids. The transcript has a single exon. The record is from RefSeq and is a predicted model, not a curated record.
AUGCACGUCCGAGAAUUGUCUAACAUUUCCUUCGCAGAUUUGAGGAUCGAAGAGGCGGAGAGAGUUAUCGUCCAGCUGAAAGAAUUGGCCGUUCCCCUUCCCGUGGAUAUGAUAUUCGUCACCGGCAUUCACCACCAAGAACCCGAAGCCCUCCUCGACAACGAGCCGACACAUGGGUGCCAUCAUCGAAUAGAGGAUAUGGAAGGGCGCGCAGCCGGUCCCCGCCACCCUUUAGGCGUCGAUCACGCACUCCUCCGGCGAGAAAUUUUGGUCCAACACCGUACGAACGAAGACGAUCCCCACCAAGAAGAUUUUCGCCUAGAAGAGAUGAAAGGAUCAGGUCGCCGCCCCCUCCCCAAACCUGGCGCUCAAAAUCUCCCUACAGUGAUGGUAGGUCACGCGACGCAUCCCGCGCUCGUAAAAGCCCACGAAGAACUCGCGACACGACUCCUAGCAGCCAGGUCUUUCGGUCGCUGA